AUGUAUCCGCGAUACCUCGUCGGUGUCCUGACGACCGCCUUAGUGGUGGUCGGCUUGUGCGACCUCGGACGUUUAGAUAUGCUAUUCCAAGGAGACGGUGAAGCUUUUAAUGUCGGCCGCUUUUUGGAAGAAGUAUCCCCCUACGCCUGGGCAAACAUUGGCAUUGCAAUGUGCUGUGGAUGCUCAGUGGUUGGCGCUGCAUGGGGAAUCUUCCUAACGGGCUCUUCGAUUAUCGGCGGCGGUGUGCGCGCUCCCCGAAUCUGUACCAAGAACUUGAUGUCCAUCAUCUUCUGCGAAGUCGUCGCCAUUUACGGACUUAUCGUUGCGAUUAUAUACUCGGCGAAGCUCGCUCCAGUUCCCGACAGCGAGCUCUACACUCAAAGCAACUACUAUACCGGAUACGCUCUGUUCUGGGGAGGUCUCACAGUCGGUCUGUGCAACAUGAUCUGUGGUGUCUCAGUCGGCAUGAAUGGUAGUGGAGCUGCUCUCGCGGAUGCCACUGAUCCUAGUCUCUUUGUCCGCAUUCUCAUUAUUGAGAUCUUCAGCUCCGUUCUGGGCCUGUUCGGGUUCAUUGUCGGUCUUCUCGUGGGUGGCAAGGCUGCAGACAUCGGUGCCAUGUAA
This is a messenger RNA of Penicillium oxalicum, 621 nucleotides long. RefSeq names its product H(+)-transporting V0 sector ATPase subunit c''. The record is from RefSeq and is a predicted model, not a curated record. NCBI's taxonomy places the organism in Eukaryota, Fungi, Ascomycota, Eurotiomycetes, Eurotiales, Aspergillaceae. Gene Ontology annotation, biological process: proton transmembrane transport. The transcript has 5 exons. Gene Ontology annotation, molecular function: proton-transporting ATPase activity, rotational mechanism. The coding region runs from base 1 to 621 and encodes 206 amino acids. Gene Ontology annotation, cellular component: proton-transporting V-type ATPase, V0 domain.